CCUGUGGGCUGCUCCGGGCUCAGUCCCUCCCGCCGCGAGCCGCCCAGGGCGGUGGCCUGUAGCUGCGGCGCUCUCGGAAUCGAUGCAAGUAGCUGGGGAGGGUGUGGUUUCUGGUCCGUUUGCGAAGUCAGUCGGGGUAUAGGAGUGAGAGGGCAACCGCGAGUCAGCGCCAGGCCGAGGACCCUCCCAGAACCACUUUUGCGGGGUCCUGACGCAGACGCGGGCGGCUCGCGGGCGCUCGCAGGGGCGUGGAGCCGGGCGGGGUGUGACCCCGAGCGGGAAGCCCCGACCUGCCUGCUACGUCCGGAGGCGAAGGUGCCGACCCUUCUGGCUGGCGAGGGGGCGGGUCUCCAGGUGCCCGAUGUGAGGCCACUGUCAUCUUCCAUCCUCACCCCCAUUGUGGUUACUUCGUUACUAGGAGCCACAAUGGACACAGCUAGUCAUAGCCUUGUCCUUCUUCAGCAGCUGAACAUGCAAAGAGAAUUUGGUUUUCUGUGUGAUUGCACAGUUGCUAUUGGAGAUGUUUACUUCAAAGCCCACAGAGCAGUGCUUGCUGCUUUUUCUAACUAUUUCAAGAUGAUAUUUAUUCACCAAACAAGUGAAUGCAUAAAAAUACAGCCAACUGACAUCCAACCUGACAUAUUCAGCUAUUUGUUGCAUAUUAUGUACAUGGGGAAAGGGCCAAAGCAGAUUGUGGAUCACAGUCGUUUGGAGGAAGGGAUUCGAUUUCUUCAUGCUGACUACCUUUCGCACAUUGCAACUGAAAUGAAUCAAGUGUUCUCACCAGAGACUGUGCAGUCCUCAAAUUUGUAUGGCAUUCAGAUCUCAACAACCCAGAAAACAGCUGUCAAACAAGGCCUGGAGGUCAAAGAAGCUCCUUCCAAUACCAGUGGAAACCGAGCUGCUGUCCAGGGUGACCACCCCCAGUUGCAGCUCUCUCUUGCAAUUGGUUUGGAUGAUGGCACGGCAGACCAGCAGAGGUCCCAUACUGCUGCCCAGGCACUGGAGGAACAUCCAAAGGCUCCAGUGUCUAUCAAGCAGGAGAGAUAUGACUCAGAAUCUCUGAUCUCACAGAGUCAUCUUUCACCCUCAUCUGAAAUGACUGGUCCCACUUUCACUGAAAAUAGUAUCAAAAUACACCUGUGUCAUUACUGUGGAGUACGUUUUGAUUCCCGUAGUAGCUUAAGACAACAUCUCCAUACUCAUGUGUCUGGAUCGCUCCCAUUUGGUGUUCCUGCUUCAAUUCUGGAAAGUAAUGACCUUGGUGAAGUGCACCCACUCAAUGAAAACGAGGCUCUUGAGUGUCACAGACUCAGCUCCUUCAUUGUCAAGGAGAAUGAACAGCAAUCCGACCACUCAAACCGUGGUACCACAGAGCCUUUGCAGAUCAGUCAAGUGUCUUUGAUCUCCAAAGACACUGAGCCAGUAGAAUUAAACUGUAAUUUUUCUUUUUCAAGGAAAAGAAAAAUAAGCUGUACCAUCUGUGGUCAUAAAUUUCUCCGAAAGAGCCAGUUGCUAGAACAUAUGUAUACACACAAAGGUAAAUCUUACAGAUAUAACCGAUGCCAAAGGUUUGGUAAUGCAUUAGCACAGAGAUUUCAACCCUAUUGUGACAGCUGGCCUGAUGUGCCUCUGAAAAGUUCUCGCUUGUCACAAGAACAGUUAGACUCAUCUUGUGUUUUAGAGUCAGAGGUCAUACAAGAAAAUGUGGAUACUAUCCUAGUUGAGUAGCAGUUUCUCCUUCAGAAUUUUUAUAUAAAUCUUGAAAAAGAAAACUUGUGUGUCUUUUAUAAUUUAUAAAUUAAGUCCCUUAAGUGCUAUUGACUUUUUUCCAUUCAUUUUUUAAGUAUGAAUAUAUCAAAUCUCAUUAUAGUCUUUAAUUAUAAUUAAAGACUGUUAAAACAUAACCAUCAAUUAGGGCUAUGAACUUUUCAUCAGUUAAGUUAUAAUUUAAAAAUAAAAAAUUGGGGGGGUUGGGUGGUAGCGCAGUGGGUGCAAAGCGCAAGGACCAGCUUAAGGAUCCUGGUUCCCCACCUGCAGGGUUGUCACCUCAUGGGUGGUAGAGCAGGCCUGCAGAUGUCUGUCUUUCUCUCCCCCUCUCUGUCUUCCCCUCCUCUCUCCAUUUCUCUCUGUCCUAUCCAACAACAACAGCAUCAAUAACAACAACAAUAACUACAACAACGAUAACAAGGGGAAAAAAUAGCCUCCAGGAGCAGUAGAUUCGUGGUGCAGGUACCAAGCCCCAGCAAUAACACUGGAGGCUAAAUAAAUAAAUAAAUAAAUAAUUGGGGCUGGCAAAAUAGCUCACAUGGAUAUUGUGCCACUUUGCCAUGUGUGUGAACUAGGUUACAGCUCAGACCCCACUGCAUUGAAGGAAGAUUCGGUCUUAUGGUCUGUUUCCAUCUUUCCUUCUCUGUUUCUGUCUUAAAAAAAAAAAAAAAAGAAGAAAGAAAAGAAA
This is a messenger RNA of Erinaceus europaeus (western European hedgehog), 2458 nucleotides long. It is a transcript of the gene ZBTB25, whose product is annotated as zinc finger and BTB domain containing 25. The transcript is spliced from 3 exons. Gene Ontology annotation, biological process: regulation of transcription by RNA polymerase II. The coding region runs from base 427 to 1731 and encodes 434 amino acids. Gene Ontology annotation, cellular component: nucleus. The record is from RefSeq and is a predicted model, not a curated record. Gene Ontology annotation, molecular function: protein binding; DNA-binding transcription factor activity, RNA polymerase II-specific; RNA polymerase II cis-regulatory region sequence-specific DNA binding. Lineage: Eukaryota; Metazoa; Chordata; Mammalia; Eulipotyphla; Erinaceidae.